GCUCCACCCUCCCCACUCCCUUCGCUCGCCGCCUCAAGCUUGAGCUUCCAAAGCCUACCGAAGCAUCAAACACUCCCCAACGUAUACCACAUCCGAGAAAGCCCAACCCAUCAAGCAUGUCGUGGUUUCUCGCAAAAACGGCGCUGCUGGCCGCCCUGCUCGUCCUGCAGUGCGCGCGCGGCGCCGACGACGACUACACGGCGUUCGUGUACGCCGGGUGCUCGCAGGCGCGGUACGCCCCGGGCACCGAGUACGCGGCAGACGUGGACACGGCGCUCUCCUCCCUCACCGACAGCGCGGGCUCCACCCCGUACGCCAAGUACACCUCCCCGUCCACCACCCAGCUGGCGGGGCUCUACCAGUGCCGCUCCGACCUUCCCGCCGCCGUCUGCGGCGUGUGCGCCAAGGCGGCCGUCACCAAGCUCUCCUCCCUCUGCAACUCGGCCGCGGGGGGCGCCGUGCAGCUGCGCGCAUGCUUCGUCCGCUACGGGAACGAUUCGUUCCUGGGGAAGCAGGACACCACGGUGCUCUUCAAGAAGUGCGGCGCCGAUGCCGAUGCCGGGGGCGUCGCGGCAUCGCUUGACACGGCUCUGGCCGCGCUCCAGUCCGGCUCGGGCUCGUUCAGGGCGGGCGCGGCGGGGAACGUGCAGGCCAUGGCGCAGUGCGUGGGGGACCUUGGUGACAAGGCCUGCUCCGAGUGCGUCGCCGCCGCGGCGUCGCAGCUCAAGGCCGGCUGCGGCAAGGCUUCGGCUGGGGAAGCGUACCUUGGCAAGUGCUACGCGCGCUUCUGGUCCGGCUCCAAUGCCGCGCCUGGCAACGACAACGGAGGUGGCGUUGGCAACGGCGUCUCGGGUGGAGAUGGAGGCGCCGGCGCCGGCGGGACCGUCGUCGGUGGCGGUGGCAAUGGCGUCGGUGUCGUCGGUGGCGCGGGACCGGGCAAUGGAUACCCGUAUGGCUUCGUGCCUCGUACCACGUACGGCGACGUCAGCGAUGGAUCCGGGAAGACUAUUGCAAUCAUCAUCGGCCUCGUGGCAGCAGUCGCCAUUUUGAUCAUCUUCCUAUCCUUCCUCAGAAGAGCUCGUAAUCUCGACGGCAAAAGCUAAGCUAAGGGUUGCGGCAGGGAUGGUCGCCACUCAGCUCAGAUCCGAUCCAUCGGUGGCUUUUGGCUUGGGCGUUGCUUUAGUGUCUCCUUUUUAUCUUUUAGGGUCUCUUUCAUCGUGUCGCCAUAGGGAGAAAAAACAAAGGGAAGCCAUGCUGCAAUGGCCUAAGCUGAAAGGUUGGCACUGUUCGUCUAUGUAGCGAGGAGCUGAAGAUCCCAGCACCCAGCUGCUACGCACUAUAAGAAAAAAAAUUAAGCUAAAACAGUAAACUAUAUAUUUGUGCAAGUGACCAAUAUAUAUGUAUGUAUGAUUCAUGUACUCCGAGAGGUUUUUGUUAUCUUAUCUGAUAGCGAUGGUUGGUGAUAUGGACUCAUGUAAAAUGUUGUUAAUUUGCAUGAGGUAAUUCACCACUUGUGUACUGCCGUGCGUGGCAUAUAGAUAUAUGUUGGUGAGUAAUGCGGUUGGGGAGCUGAAUGAUUUCGAUCAGCUUUUGUGAGAGCGAGAAGGGUUGUCAUCAUUAGGUGUUAUGAAAAUUGAUCAAAUGCA
Brachypodium distachyon (stiff brome) is the source of this 1646-nucleotide messenger RNA. RefSeq names its product cysteine-rich repeat secretory protein 12. The record is from RefSeq and is a predicted model, not a curated record. Gene Ontology annotation, cellular component: plasmodesma. Lineage: Eukaryota; Viridiplantae; Streptophyta; Magnoliopsida; Poales; Poaceae. The coding region runs from base 117 to 1103 and encodes 328 amino acids. The transcript is spliced from 3 exons.